This is a messenger RNA of Anarrhichthys ocellatus (wolf-eel), 5129 nucleotides long. It is a transcript of the gene atoh8, whose product is annotated as atonal bHLH transcription factor 8. Gene Ontology annotation, cellular component: nucleus. The record is from RefSeq and is a predicted model, not a curated record. The transcript is spliced from 4 exons. NCBI's taxonomy places the organism in Eukaryota, Metazoa, Chordata, Actinopteri, Perciformes, Anarhichadidae. Gene Ontology annotation, biological process: anatomical structure morphogenesis; positive regulation of transcription by RNA polymerase II. The coding region runs from base 1729 to 2724 and encodes 331 amino acids. Gene Ontology annotation, molecular function: E-box binding; protein dimerization activity; DNA-binding transcription factor activity.
GUAGCGAACCCGGGUGUGGGCGUCAUGUUUGCUUGUUUUUUUAUUAAGAGUAUUUGGAACAUGUAGUUUCAUGAUAUGCUCUUGAUCCAAUAGGUUUAAUUGUCUUACUUUUUUAAUUUGUCAAAUUCAAACAAGCGUGUAAGUUCUGUUAUACGCCACCAGGUGGUGCUGCUGACCCGUUUCUGUAAUUUUGAGUUUAGGGUAAUCUCUUUUUAUUUGAUUAGUAGUGAAUAAUCUUUGUUAAAACAUGUAGGCUACAAAUACACUCUCCAAACUAAGGCUCCAACUAAAAACAAAUGUACAGAUACUCUCUCUCUCUCUCUUCCUCUCCCUCUUUCUCUCUCCCUCUCCCCCUCUCUGUCUGCAUGUGUUUGUGUUUGAGCCUCGAGACAGCUCCAGCCAGUCAGACGCCAGCAGAGGAGCGCGAGCCCGCUUCGCUUUGUAACCAUUUAGCUAUCUGGUCCUUCAAUGACAGGCUGAACGCUGCACGCACAGAGAAGCAGGAUCCCGCGAGACACGGAGAGGAUCUACCGGUGUCAGCUCAGAAGAUACAGCUCGUUGGACUUUCAAACAAAGAUUACUAUCGGGAUAAGCAGGAACUUACUGUAUCCGUUUUACAUGUUGAAGUGGCAGCGCGAUACCGGAGCGUUUCUUCUAGACGGGACCCGAAGCUCCACAGACUCCGAGAUGUGUCGGUCCCGGGGCAGCAUGUAGGGGACUAGUUCAUCUGGGAGAAGCUGUCUGGUUUGGUGGAGUUUAGAAACUAUUGCUUUGAGGGUGCAUGAACUCUUUCUGUGUCUUUCAUAUGUUGACACUCCUGACAGCCCGUGACAAGUUAUCAAUUAUGUAACUCCGAAUAAGAUCCAAUAAGCUUACGUUCCUCUGGGUGCUUUGAAAACUUGUGUAUAUACUGUGACUGUCUGUUUUUGAUCUGGUCAUUAUUACAUAACUGGUCAGUGUGAAUGCAUUUAGCAUUUUAAACUGCUCAUGAAGAAUUGCCAUCCUGUUCAUGUGCUGUUCCCAUUAUUUUGUCCAGCAGCUGCGGCUCCGCUGCAGCCGAUCUGUGCUCAGUGUGUGUGUCAGUGUGGGUUAUUCACAGUGCUGCUAUGCAGACUGACUGGAGCCACGCUCAGACAGCUCCACUGUAAGCCCAACUCUGAGGCACAGGCCUGGACCGCUCACACAGAGAGAAACCUUUACAGCUGAGGAAAGCUCCCUGCAGUCUGGAACUAGAGGGGCCACUUGUGCGGAAUAGCAGAUGUUACACAGCUUUGUGUACUAAUGUGGAUUAUUCAGGAUGCUGCUAUGCAGACAGAGUGGAGCCACAGAAACUCUGCUGGUAAAGUUGAAGCAACACACACGGCUGUGCAGCUUCUGUCAGUGCACUUGAACAGCUUGUGUUACGCUGUUGGCAGCUGAAGGUUUGUCAGGAACGAAGGUUUUUUUUUUUUUUAACUCAUACUGGUUAAGUAUGAGUACAUUAUGAGUUGGAAACCUUCACAUAGACUUGUACGAAAAGCUGUGUCUGAAACACAAAAAGUCUCCUUCCACUUUUUUACAGUAAUGAAGCCAAUGCAAGCAGGGGAACAUUGUGAAAGAUGACAGUGAAACUUUGUGGAAUUGAAUCAUUUUGCAUUCGAGACACGCGGUGCAUUUUGCAUAGUUGAAAUUAGAUUAGUUGUUAACAUUUCACUUCAAUAGCUUGUUAGUUACACUGAUUGUCGGAAAAUGAAGAACCCUCAUCCACUGAGUAAUACCUGGAGUAGAUCCAUUAACAAAGACCCAGUGCUGAUCUCUGUGCCAGACACUAACAAGAAGUUCAAGAGGAAGUCUCGGGAGCCUAAAAGGCUUUACAGCGGCCCUGAGCCUGAGAGGAUGAACACCUACCCAGAGAACAUGUCGGAUGUGAACUCGGUAGAUGACUCCCAGACAGAGGCGUGUAAUGUCAGCAGGUUGGAUCCUCUACAGAGACAGCUGAUGAUGUCACAGGAGGGGAUGGCCAGUACUACGGGGAUGCUGUCCGGACUACCACAAGGUAACGUGGCUCCAGCUCAGAGCGGCGCCAUAGACAUGAGAAUUGGCAUUAACGUGCCCGCCAUCACUUCCAAACUGUCCCAGUUACCCUCCUCUCCAUUCUCUAACUCUGAGAUCUCCCACUGGCCCACCGCCAUCUCCCAGCCUCUGUCCAACAGACUCAAACUGGGCCUCUGCUCCACUUUUCCUCUGUCCACAUCAUCCAGCAGCAGCCACAGCCAUUCACCCAACCACCUGGCCUUCUCCCUGGAGCCCCAAACUUCAGCUCUGCCUGUCCCGAGAGCCUCCCAGACCCAGUGCCACGAGUAUAUGGAGCCCCAGGACCAGUCACCUGAGGAGUCUCCCAGGAGGCAGGCUGGGGGGAGUGCUGGUAGACCUGGCCGUCUCCCAGAGGUCAAAGCCAUCCAGCAGACCAGGAGGCUUCUAGCCAACGCCCGAGAGAGAACCCGGGUCCAUACCAUCAGUGCUGCGUUUGAGGCCCUUAGGAAACAGGUGCCUUGUUACUCUUAUGGGCAGAAGCUAUCCAAGCUGGCAAUAUUACGUAUAGCCUGCAACUACAUCCUGUCUCUGGCUCAGUUGGCUGAGCUGGACUACAGUCCAGACCAUGGCAGUCUGAACUUCUCUCAGUGUGUGGAGCAGUGCACCAGGACCCUGCAGGCCGAGGGCAGGAGCAAGAAGAGGAAGGAGUGAAGCUGAGAGCAGAGGACCGGUCCAAUAUGUAAACCUCUGACAAAGCAACGAGGAAGCAGAAUACUGACGAGAUGAGGAUCAGAGGAAAGCUGAGGGAGUGAAACUUUUUUUCACCACUCAUUAAUAACUAGCAUCAAUACUUGACUCUGAGGUGGAAUUGUGGAGUUUUGUACAUAAAGGCCCACAACUGACAAACAGACAAAGGGACUUCAAGGAUCGGCCCACGGAAUCACUCAGCAACAACCUGCACUCAACUAUGCAUACAGCGAAUAACGUUACAUUACUUCCUCGUCAGCAUGUCUGUAAGAAUGUAGUUCCUGAGAACACAAAUCAUCUGGUGGCAGGUGUAUAAAGCUCUAAAACAACAUCAGUCUGAUGAGGAUCAAACAUUUGAACAGUCACUGCAGUUCAAGCACUACAUUAACGAAGCAGUUUUAAUACUAGAUGUUCUAUAGUUUAUAAUCCUGUUAUAUUUCAAAAUAUGCCAAUUAUGUUUAUUCAGUACAAAUAAAAAUAAUUGAAAACAUUAACCAUUGUGAUUUUUCACAAACACUACGUUAAUACAAUAGAACUACUAUACAUUAUAUUUCUCUCUAUAUGUAUUUAUAUGAAAGGAACAGUGUGUAUGAUUUACGUUGAUUUAUUGGCAGAAAUUGAAUAUAAUAUUCACAACCAUGUUUUUAUUAGUAUAUAAUCAUCUGAAACUAAGAAGGGUUUUAUUGCAAGAGAAUGAUCCCCUCACAUCUACAUGGGAAUGGGUCCACUCCACAGAUUCUCCAUGUUGCUACAGUAGCCCAGAAGGGGCAAACCAAACACUGGCUCUAGAGACGUUUGCUUCUUUUUGUUACCUGAAGGCCACUCUAGUUCUUCAGCACGCUUAGAAAAGGAGUGAAAGGAAUUCAGUUGGUUGCAAUCUGCAACUUCACCACUAGGUGCCACUAAAUCGUAUACACUGCUCCUUUAAAGGCUGCAAUAAACUGUUAUAACACAAACGUUAAUGGGCCACUACAGUGCACUGCAUUAAGGUGGGGGACUAGUGGAAAAAGACACUGGAUCCACUGGAUUUCUAAUAAUACCACUUGAUGGCAUCUUUCAUUAGAACCUCCGUCUGAUAAUUAUGAAGCUGUGAGAGUCAACUUUGGCAUUGAAAAAAGGAAACAUUGGCAUUGAGAUGCUUGUGUAGGAAAAAAGUUUUAUUGGCAAUGAAAAAAAAUAAAACAGGCAUUAGAAAUAGUUUUGUUCUAUUUUCAGUUUUUUUACAAUGAUAGUUUUUCCCACUGAUCUAUAUAUAUAUAUAUAUGUAUCUACAUAAUGAGGAGAGAACGGCACUCUUUCAAAUAUUAUUUUUGAUGGCAAAAUCUAUCGUCACUGUCUUCCUCCAUAGAUGAUUGCCCAUGUGUUUUCAAACAGCUGUGAUCUUCUGUGAUCAGUGUUAUUUGAUCAGACUUGACCAGAGCCACAGAAAACAUCACACAGGCUGAGUAGCACAUCUCAAGUCAUGAGGAGUGAGGACGGGCAGAAGUAGCAGAGGACUGUUACUUGUGACGAACCGCUCAUACAUGCAACAAUCUUUUCAAUAAAGUACGUCUUGGCAACACGCAACCUCAAAGCCAUGAUGGCAAUCUGUGACUAAGCAGAAAGAAGUUGUUGAGACCCAGCAGAGAGAGCAGCAGGAGGAGUUAGUCUUCAUCUGAGACAACCAAUGAUUCAGAAAAAUGAAUUCAAUAACAAUAACUUGAGAUCAUACCUUGCCACUCUAAUACAGACAAAUGGGUGCGAGAAUAAGAUGAAGCAAAAAAGGCAGAAUUCUAGUCUGUUGACAACACAUCUCUAUGAGCCUCAGAGUUCCUCUUAUACAGUACCUGAUAUAAGGGUAUUCAAAUAAUACAUGCGUGUUUUAGACCUCACUAUCAACAGGCGACAGUCUUUCCCAUUGAAGGGUAGCCUUUCUGUCACUUCCGCCGUCAGAAGCAAGGAGUGAAAGUCUUAAGGUGGUUACUUCUUUUUCUAAUAUCUUUUGCUGUUUCAGUCUCUCUUUCAAACUCUCAAAACAGAGUUGUUGAUUGUUGGAACAGUUGAAAGACUGAAAGAAUUUGAUUUCAUUGUGUAAAAUGACUGUCUGAUUGGAGUCUGGUACAUGGACUGUACUUCUCUUUCUAGUCUUUUCGACCAGUCAAAGCUUUCACACUACUUGUCAUCAUUCACACACCAUCAGACUAACAGUCAUACACCGUAGCAAAUUUGGGGUUGAGUGUCUUGCUCAAGGACACAUCGAGAUGCGAUCGAACCGCCGAUCUUCUGAUUGAAGGAUGACCCUGCUCUCCACUUAGCCACAGUUGCUGGUGGCUUUGACGAUAUAUUAAUUCUAUGUUUUGUAUGUUAAUAAAUUCUGAUAAUUAUCCAAA